GCGGCGGGCUGGCUGCGGGGGGGCGCCGAGCGGCGCCUCGAGAUGGGGCGGUACCCGGACCCGGUGCUCCGGAGGAGCGCGGCGCCUGUGGCGGCCUUCGGCAGCGACCUGCGGCUGCUGGUGGGGGCGCUGGCCAGCGCCGCGCGGGCCGAGGGGGCCGUGGGCCUCGCCGCGAGCCAGGUGGGGGUGGACGCCCGCGUCAUCGUGCUGGAUCCGGGCGUCCUUGACGCUGGAACCCCGCCCGUGCUGGUUAACCCGCGGAUCGUCUCCAGGACCCCCGAGGACGACAUGAGGUGGUGGCGGGAGCGCUGUCUGGUGCUUCCCGACGACGUGCUGGUGACGCUGAUGCGAGACCUCGGCGGGCGACCUUUCUCGCGGCCGCUCCGCGGGGAGGCCGCGCGCGCAUUGCAGCACGAGCUGGACCACCUGAACGGCGUCCUCAUCGUCGACCACGCCACCGACCCUGCGGACCUGCGGUCCGCGGCCUUCCCCGAGCUGCUGCCGCUGGAGGCGGCGGACCACGAGCGGCGCCAGGCCGUGGCAUUUGCGCGGGCGGUCGAGGACUGA
Molecule: messenger RNA, 567 nt
Organism: Prorocentrum cordatum
Lineage: Eukaryota; Dinophyceae; Prorocentrales; Prorocentraceae
Source: the annotation of a GenBank genome assembly